AUGGACCUCAUAGACGAAAUCCUCGACAACGUGAAGACCAUUGCAGUGGUCGGCCUGUCGGACAAUCCGGCGCGAGACAGCCACGGAGUGUCCAGGUACAUGCAGUCGCAGGGGUACCGGAUCAUUCCGGUGAAUCCGGCGCUGAACGGAGCGACCGUGCUGGGCGAACCGGCCUUCGACGACCUGGCUUCGGCAUCAGCGGCGGCGCAGGCGGAGGGAGCGGCCAUCGACCUGGUGGACGUGUUCCGGCGCAGCGAGUUUGCUGGGGCCGUUACGGAUGACGCUGUCACGAUUGGAGCGCGCUACGUGUGGAUGCAGGACGGGGUGGUAGACCAGGCGGCGGCGCAGAGUGCGCAGGAUGCCGGGCUGGGCGUGGUGAUGGAUGAUUGCAUCCUGAGGCAGCACAAGCGGCGGCGGGGCGGCUAG
Geodia barretti is the source of this 426-nucleotide messenger RNA. The record is from the annotation of a GenBank genome assembly. Lineage: Eukaryota; Metazoa; Porifera; Demospongiae; Tetractinellida; Geodiidae.